CAAAGCAGCGCUGCUCCUUUUCUUGAGAGGAGAGCAGCAGAGAACCACAAGGCUUUCCCAUCAGUGUGUGAGUUUGCCUGCGCGAGGCUGCUUUACACGCGUUGGCUGGUGGAAUCCCAGCUGUGCUAGCAUUAGCUGAGGAUCUGCGCUGUGUCUUCCAAAAUGCUUAACAAUCUCACAGAGUGUGAAGAAGGUGAUGGGGGACCCAACAGUCAGGGAGAUGCAGCAUCCAAGGAAAGCAGUCCCUUUAUCAACAGCAGCACCAGUGAUGUGGAGAAAAGCCAACAGUAUGAUGGGAAAAAUAUGGCCCUGUUUGAGGAGGAGAUGGACACCAGUCCUAUGGUUUCUUCCCUUCUGAGCAGCCUCGCCAACUACUCCAACUUGAUACAGGGCAGUAAAGAACACGAAGAGGCCGAAAACAAUGAGGAAGCACCCAAGAAAACUGUGCAGGCUCCACGUAUGGGCACAGUAAUGGGCGUUUACCUGCCGUGUCUGCAGAACAUUCUGGGUGUGAUCUUGUUUCUCAGAAUGACCUGGCUAGUGGGCGCCGGGGGUGUGCUGGGCACCUUCUUGAUCGUCUUCAUCUGUUGCUCUACGACUAUGCUGACUGCAAUCUCAAUGAGUGCGAUUGCCACCAAUGGAGUUGUGCCAGCUGGAGGCUCGUACUACAUGAUCUCUCGUUCAUUGGGGCCGGAGUUUGGUGGGGCUGUUGGUAUAUGUUUCUACCUAGGUACCACUUUUGCUGGAGCCAUGUACAUCCUGGGGUGCAUCGAAAUCCUGCUGAUCUACAUCGUGCCAGUAGCUGCUAUAUUCAAAAUGGAAGGUCUGGAGGGGGCAGAAGCCGAGGCAGCAUUGUUGAAUAACAUGCGCGUUUACGGCACCAUCGUGCUAUCCUUCAUGUGUAUUGUUGUCUUUGUGGGUGUGAAAUAUGUUAACAAGUUGGCCCUGGUGUUCCUCGCUUGCGUCGUACUCUCCAUUCUCGCUGUCUAUGCAGGGGUCAUCAAAACAUCCUUUGACCCACCAGACUUCCCGGUGUGUGUGCUCGGGAACAGAACUCUUACCUCAAAGGGCUUUGAUAUUUGUGCCAAGAUCAUAGAACGAGGCAAUGCCACAGUCACCACCAAACUCUGGAGGCUCUUCUGUGAUUCAGAGUUUCUGAACGCCACUUGUGAUGAGUAUUUCACCAACAACAACGUCACUCAGAUCCAGGGAAUCCCUGGAGUCACCAGUGGGAUUCUGGCAGAAAACCUCUUCAGCACGUUUACGGAGAAAAAUUCAUUCUUAGAGAAGAGGGGUAUAUCAUCAGUUGUUGACCCUGACGCCCCAAUAACCAACAGCAACCAGUAUGUACUAGCAGAUAUCACCAGCUUCUUCACUCUGCUGGUUGGCAUCUACUUUCCCUCUGUCACAGGUAUCAUGGCUGGUUCCAACCGUUCUGGGGACCUGCAGGAUGCUCAGAAGUCCAUUCCUGUUGGUACAAUCAUGGCCAUCGCAACCACCUCCUUUAUCUACAUGUCCUCUGUGAUUCUGUUUGGAGCCUGUGUGGACGGAGUGGUUUUGAGAGACAAGUUUGGGGAAGGUGUGAAUGGUAACUUGGUUAUUGGGACACUGGCAUGGCCCUCGCCCUGGGUCAUUGUGUUCGGCUCAUUCUUCUCCACCUGUGGGGCGGGACUUCAGAGUUUGACAGGAGCGCCCCGCCUCCUCCAAGCUAUUGCCCGAGAUGGAAUCAUUCCUUUCCUCAGGGUGUUUGGUCAUGGCAAAGCUAAUGGUGAACCUACGUGGGCUCUCCUACUGACGGGCUGUAUCUGUGAGAUUGGCAUCCUCAUUGCCUCCCUGGAUGCUGUCGCACCCAUUCUGUCUAUGUUCUUUCUUAUGUGCUAUAUGUUUGUAAACCUGGCUUGUGCGCUGCAGACACUCCUUAGGACCCCUAACUGGAGACCACGCUUCAAGUUUUACCACUGGGCUUUGUCACUCUUGGGCAUGAGCUUGUGCCUCACUCUGAUGUUUCUGUGCUCUUGGUAUUAUGCCAUUGUUGCCAUGGUGAUCGCUAGCUGCAUCUACAAAUACAUCGAGUUCUGCGGGGCAGAGAAGGAGUGGGGUGAUGGGAUACGUGGCAUCUCUCUUAGUGCUGCCCGUUAUGCCCUCAUGCGACUGGAAGAAGCUCCACCUCACACCAAGAACUGGAGGCCACAGAUUUUAGUGCUCACGAGCUUGGAUGGGGAGCAGAACUUGGAGCAGCCUCGACUUUUGUCUCUGACCAGUCAGCUGAAAGCUGGCAAAGGUUUGACCAUCGUGGGGGCAUGCGUGGAGGGAACCUUCCUGAAAAACCAACCAGAGGCGCAGAAAGCAGACCAAUCUCUAAGGAAGCUGAUGGAGGUCGAGAAACUGAAGGGAUUCAGUCAGGUGGUGAUUUCAUCAAACCUGCGGGAUGCAACUUCACACUUGAUCCAGGCUGGGGGUCUUGGUGGUCUUCGCCAUAAUGCAGUACUGGUCAGCUUCCCUAAGAACUGGAAGCAGGUGGAUGAACACCACCGCUGCAGGAACUUCAUUGAGGUGGUCCGGGAGACCACUGCCGCGAGCUUAGCUCUGCUGGUGCCAAAGAACAUUUCUGCAUAUCCAUCUAACGGCGAGCGCUUCACUGAGGGCCACAUUGAUGUGUGGUGGAUUGUUCAUGACGGAGGCAUGCUUAUGCUCCUGCCCUUCCUUCUGCGCCAACACAAGGUGUGGAGGAAGUGUAAGAUGCGCAUCUUCACCGUGGCCCAGAUGGACGACAACAGCAUUCAGAUGAAGAAAGAUCUAAUGACGUUUCUCUACCACUUGCGUCUUGAUGCUGAGGUGGAGGUGGUGGAAAUGCAAGACAGUGAUAUCUCGGCCUACACUUACGAAAAGACCUUGGUGAUGGAACAGCGAUCACAUCUCAUCAAGGAAAUGCAUCUCACCAAGAACGAGCGUGAGAGAGAGAUUCAGAGCAUCACUGAUGUUUCUCGUGGGUCUAUUCGGCGGAAGAACCCUUCGAACCUGCACCCGCAAAGGAGCAUCACUGAGGAAUCAGUGGCGGGAGGGGGCGAAGAGAAACCUGAGGAAGAGGUGCAACUCAUUCAGGGGAAAAAGGCCACACCCACCCCCACUAGCCCCACCUCCCCAGCCUCUCCCACCCCAGCAGCCAUGAGCCCCGGAGAGGAGGUUCAGAUGACCUGGACGGACGAGACAGAGACGAUCAAUAACCCAGCAGCGGUCUAUCCUGAAGGUGUAAAGGACAUGUUCAAUAUGAAACCUGAAUGGGAGAACCUGAAUCAGUCCAAUGUCAGACGCAUGCAUCAUGCACAGAAGCUCAACGAGGUCAUCGUGAAGAAGUCGCAGGAAGCUAAACUUGUCCUGCUAAACAUGCCUGGUCCACCUAGGAACUGCACUGGAGAAGAAACCUACAUGGAAUUUCUUGAGGUCUUGACUGAAGGUCUCAACAGGGUCCUCCUUGUGCGUGGAGGAGGCCGUGAGGUCAUUACCAUCUACUCCUGAGGGGCUUAGCUCAUCCACCAAAUACUCAUAACCCCUCGUCCCUCACUCCAUAGACGGAAACCCCACUCACCCGUACCUACAUCAUGAGCAAUAACGCCCCAGCACAUAUCAGAUGACUUUGCACUACAUAGCCUAAGACCUCUAAAAAGACACCAGCUUAGUAGAUGUCACUUCCACAUUCUUAGCUACAUUUGAUCUCAUCUUUCUAUGUUCCUAUUGGUUAUUUCUCAACUCAACCUGCAUAUUGCACAGAUCCGUUCACGACCGAGUUGGUCUUUGUUACUAUAAUUCCCAAAUGACAGAAAAGACCAUGUCCUCCAGUGACACCAAACAAACAACUGUCAUUCAUAUUUAUCUCAUAGAAAAACUUCUGAGAGAAAAUGGGUUUUAGAACGUAAUUUACUCACCCUAAUCCCAUCCUAGGUGUAUUUGACUUUCUUCAACCAAACAAAAUCUGAGGAAUUUUUUAAUAUUAUUCUGGCUCUUCAUAGCGUUGUAAUGGCAUUGGGUAGAUUGCCAUUUUUUAAGCUCAAAAAAGCGUAUACAUCCAUCAUAUAAAUAAUCCCCACAACUCCAGGGUGUAAAGAAAUGUCUUGCAGAGCAAAACAAUACAUAAAACAAUUAAUAUUUUUAGUUAAUUUAGUCACGUUUGGGUGAAAAUGUAAUACCUCAUAGGUUACAAACAAAAUGGCCACACACUGCCUUCAUGAAUCUCAAAUUUGAAUCUCAUUGGCUAUCAGACAUCUUGUGACCCUGAGUUCAAAUCUGUUCGUCCAUUUUGUGUGUGAUUAUUUAAAUUUACUCUGAUGGUGUUUGCCUGUACCCUGUAAAACCCUUUUUUUUUAUUCACGUAUAAUGUCCAAAACGCUGUAAUUUACUGGUUUAAUUACAGAUUUUUCAUAAAAAUUGUGAAAUAUGGUAAAAAAAAGUCAAAUUACAGAAAAAGCUCAUUUACAAGAAAACCAUAGCAAUCCAUGUAAUUUUACUGGAAAACAGUUAUUUUAAUUUCUUUUUUACGGGAUUUUUUGCAGUGUAGAAAGGAAGCCAUUUAGUGGCAUGAGGGUGAGUAAAUUACGGAUUAACAUUUAUUUUUGGUUGAACUGUGCUUUUAAGGGGCAAUCACAUCUCAUUUGGAGCAUUCAAAACAGAUUAGUUUAGAUUCUGUAUCGGUCAAACUUUGUGAAAUUAGCAUCGAAUUUUCAUUUUAUCUUAUUAUUUAUGCAGAAAACAAAAAUAUGCAUACAUGAUCAUUCUAUUUUGUUCAUAGGCAUAUAAUAUAUGAAAGUUAAUCAAAUUCAAAAUAUAUUGGGACCGCUUUAUACAGUAGUAGACCACUUUUUCCUAUAAUGUACAUUGUUCAUCAUUGGGUAAAUAGAACGGCUUAAAUCUUCUUUGUUGAAAACAGUCUUCCAGUGCACCACGUAAUUGUCCGAGGUUGUUUGUUUUACACCAAGGACAGAAUUGACCAGGGUUUUAUUGUGAGCUAGGUGUGAGCACUCAGAGGUCAUCCUUCUGGAUUAAUCACUAUCAGCUUUACCCUUGAACAUUUGCAUGUCCUUUGACUAUAUCAGCCUUUUAAGAGUCAUAUACAGUAUGAGAGCGGCGUGUGAGUGUUUGUAAUGAUGUAGAUUUGGUAGGGUAUAACAGAAUUGUUAAUAGGAUUGAUGACUUUGUCCUUUGAUAGAUCUGUUAAUUUAGUCUUUGACACUAAAAUACAGUAUCAGGUGACGUGAAUCAUAUUGCUCAGUCCACAUAUGUGCACAUACUUUGAAAAAUGAGCGUUACUAAAAUCCGAACCGGCUGUUUUAAAAACCCAUAUACAGUUUAAAUAUCCAGUGAAGGUAUAAUCCAAAAUAAUCUUAUUUAAAUAUUAGAAUCACAUAUAUCGUAAGGGAAUGUAAAUAAAAAAGGAUCAGUAUUUAUAUUUCAGAUAUUUAUUUACAAAGAAAAUUAUUUAUUCAUUUUGAUUGAUUGUAAACACGGUCCAAACAUUGUCUCGACGUCUCUUGCCAAAUCAUAAAACAUGAAUCGUGCCAUAUGAGGAUUGGGAGAAGAAAAACACAUUGUUCUAUUUACAUUUUCAUAAAGGACAGAGCUGAGUAAGAUGUUAUAACAUCAAAUUAUAUCAUGAGUCUUAGUAAACAGAUCUAGUUUUAAUAACAUAAUUUUUCACCAAAUCAAAUUUGUGAACAAAAUCAUAUUUUAACUACAUAAUAUAUUAAAAUAUAUCAUAUCAUGUCUAACAUUUGUCACGAAUGUCUACGAAUUUCUUUUGUUUUCUACAUUUGUAUAGAAGACACCGAUUUGCUACAUGUACGCAUCAUCUGGGACUGAUGCAGACUGUUUUAAUCACAAGCACGGGAUAUUUAGUUCAUGUGUGGUAGAAGUAGAUCAAGAUAUUUAAAACAUUUAUCUAAAAAAAAGUAUUUUUAUUUUUUUGUAAAAUUGCAACGAUAAAAAAGAAGUAUAUUCGAUUAUUGAAUAGAUUAGUACAAUAUUGUCUUGUGUAAAUGUGAGACGUAAAAAAAUGGAAACUAACUAUAUGUUUUAAACUUUAAAAUCAACUUGUGCUGAGGUUGCUGCUGCCUUCAUUACACUGUAAAUAUAUUGCAUACCUGCCCCCAAAAUAUAAGGAUAAUAAUAAAUAUAAAAAACGAAUUAUACAGUUAUAAAGCUUGCAGUCAGAUUCCCAAAUUAGUUGCGACAAAAUAUUUUAAAGGGUUUGGGUACUAGAACUUAGGGACAGGAAGUAUUUUAUCAAAAGUUAGUCUGUCCUAAUAUUCUUCAUUUAACCUCACAUGUUGUCAAGUCAAAGUGCACACUUUAUUUAGUAGAAUAGUAGUGUAUAAAGUUUGUGGUCUAUAGGGGAUCUUUAGCUUAUUCAUUGUUUCCAAAAGAAUUAAAUAUUUCCUUCUACUGUUUGCCAACUAAUAUUUUUCACCAAAACCAGGAAUUGCGAAGUACAGUAUGUGAUAAGUGCUACCUAUCGUAAUUCUUCCAGUUUUAUUGCUUAUGUUUCUAGCUAAAAUCUUAACUGAAGGAUAUAUUUGAAUUGACAAAAGACAAGUUCGGCUUCUUUGGAGUCCUAUGCAAUUACAGUUGAAUAUGUUCUUUGAGGGUCUAAAAUGACUUUCUAUUGAAUUCUUUAUAGCGGUGUGAGUAUUAUAGAUUGAAAUCAGAGCUUCCAUUACCUGCCAGGGUGGCUUACCGUUUGGUUACUUUCCACACAAAGUAAUGCAAAGGAACACAUGCUGGGACAACGCAGAGAUUUGGCCAUAUUGGCUGCACGCUGUGCUGUUGGACACUGAGGUUUGUCCCAUUCUUCAUGAAAAUUUCGAACACCUGAAUUGAUUCCACAUUGACGCUAAGGGCUUUCGAUAUCAUUUUAUCAGAUCCGUCUUAUCCUUUCCCGAGGCUGAAGACAAAAGUGUCACAAACCAUGAAUAGCAUGUGGUUCCUUAUCUCCCUAAAGGGAUGAAACACAGUAAAGUCACCCCAAAUUGGCCAAAGCAUAACUAGAAAUAAGCACUGUGAAAAUUCAAGGUAAAGUUUCUUUCCGACACAUUCAGUCACAUCUGUAACUUUUGCCGAUGUAUAUCUUGAUUUAUCGUUCUUGUUGUGUCAUGAUGUGGAGCAUUUUAGUAGGGACAUCCGAAGUGAAAUAGUUUGAAUCACGAUGCUUUUUAUGCAAUGACUUGUUUAACUGUCCUGCUACAGUGGUAUACUGCAGUCUACUAGUCGACUAACAGGGCUUAAAAAUGAACCAGCUAACUGAAAUUGAUUCCUAAGUAUUUGCAGGGGUUUCAGAAGGUGCUAAUGAUUAUUUGAGAGUGUUCGCUGAGGUGUAUGAAAAUGGGAGACUUUACAAGUUUUGAAAUGUUGGCCGGCUUGAUGAGGUGUAUCCAAGAGGAACAUUUGUUUGAAAACCCAAAGUCAUCGUGGUUGCUUUAUCCUUUCGCUUCAGCGAUCACAUAAGAUCAGUCGGAGAAGGUUAAUGAUCAUCUGUUUAAGCAUUUUCUACGCACCUGCUUCCUAACUCAGCAUGUUGGUGUUCAAACCGGAGGCCUAUCCAGGCCUCAACUCAAUGGCAUAGCUUUUGAUUCUGAUUUCUAAAAUGCAUCUUUAGAUAUUUCAAAAUUCUCCCAGCAGUGUGUGCAAAUUUCUACACAGUCAGCAUUUCGAUUUUAUCCUGAGGAGAGCACUGACACAUUUUGUAUUGUAGUCGACGUAGACCCGAAGACAGUGAUCUUGGUUAGGAAUUGUGUUUUAUGUUCUUCCCUUCAGUUCUCACUCUUUGAAACAAUGAUUCAGAGUGUGUUUGUGAGUGCGAUUGAAAGACGGGGCGUGGUUCUGUAUGUGACUUUGUGUGACUCUAGGAAAAAGAGGGAGGUUAAACCUUGGUAGUUACUUUUGUAAAUAUACGAAACAUUAUAGUUAUCUUAGCCUAGCUGUUUAAUUUCUGUGUCCAUGCAAGUUUAAUAUUUUAACAAAUAAAUAGAAACCGUGUCUGAAAAUUGUGUUCUAUGAAAUAUAUUUAAAUAGAUAUCUUACAUUAUUGUUUUACCUUGUCAAAUGCUUCUAUGUUCUAUGAAUAAUGGUUUCUCUGGACCAUUUUAUAGACUUGUCUGCACAAAAUGCAAUAAAGUUCAAGUCCUUUAUUACAA
Molecule: messenger RNA, 8180 nt
Organism: Triplophysa dalaica
Lineage: Eukaryota; Metazoa; Chordata; Actinopteri; Cypriniformes; Nemacheilidae
Gene: slc12a5b
Product: solute carrier family 12 member 5b
Exons: 26
Coding region: 163-3516 (1117 amino acids)
Biological process (GO): ammonium transmembrane transport; chloride ion homeostasis; chloride transmembrane transport
Cellular component (GO): plasma membrane
Molecular function (GO): ammonium channel activity; potassium:chloride symporter activity
Source: RefSeq, a predicted model, not a curated record